Rotaria sp. Silwood2 is the source of this 687-nucleotide messenger RNA. The record is from the annotation of a GenBank genome assembly. Lineage: Eukaryota; Metazoa; Rotifera; Eurotatoria; Philodinida; Philodinidae.
AUGUCAUCAUCAUCAAGUUCAUCUCGUAACAAUCGUCAUAAUAAUAAUUAUGGUCGACAAGAUUAUGAUGAUAAAGAUCCAUCAGCUAGUCAGUUGAAUGAUUCAAAUGAAAAUAUAGUUCAUAUUAAAUUUCUUUUACCUGGAACAACAACAGGAAGUGUUAUUGGAAAAGGUGGUGAAAGAAUAGCUUCUUUACAAAAAGAAACAAAUACAAAAAUGAAAAUGUCUAAAGCUGGAGAUUAUUUUCCUGGAACACAAGAACGUGUUUGUCUUGUUGUUGGAACAAUUACAAAUGUUUUAUCUGUUUAUGAAUUUUUAUCAGAUAAAAUAAAAGAAACAUUUCCAGGUGAUCUUAUUCGAUCACGUCAAAUUAAAUUAAUUAUUCCAAAUGCAACAGCUGGAGUUAUUAUUGGAAAAGGUGGUUCAACUAUUGAAAAUAUCAAACAAGAUACUAAUGCUUCACUUACAAUAACACCAAAAUCUGAUAUGUCGGAAAGAGUUAUGACUAUUACUGGUGAAGAUGAAAUUCGAACAAAAGCUUUGGAAAUAGUUUUAGAAAAAAUCUUAGAAGAUCCUCAUCAUGAUAGUGUUUCAAGUGUUAAUUAUUCAAAUGAUAAAAUUCCAUCAAUUAACCCUCCAUCAAUUAUAAAUGAUAUUCAAUCAUUUCAUGAUCGUAUGUAUUUAUAA